GGAAGAACCCGUUGACGAGUAGGCGCGUCUUUUUUUGUUGUCGUUGUUCCUAUCCAACGUUCGGAAGUGAUUGAGUGUAUGCACAUACAACCAACCGGAAAACCGGGAGAGAUUGAUUGCCAGGGGGUAUAAGUGUGUUUUGACUUUUGAUCAUGAUGACCUAACAACGUACAAGACAACCAUCACAACAGCCAUAAAGAGAUGGGUAGCAUACGAUCAACGAAUGGUGAUCAUAAUGGCGGUGGACAUCGAUUGAUCGUAGGAACAUUCAAUACACCGGAACUAUUCUUACUCAAUUUCAAUACAGACAAACAAUCAUUAAAAAUCGAAUCGAGAUGGGAAGCGAUUGGGAAUCAUUCUUGGCUAGCUCUAGACAAAACAAGGAAGCUGCUAUUGGCAACUUGUUGGACUGAUCCACCCUGUAUUGCAUCAUAUCGAUUAGAUGCGCUUGAGUCACCUAAACCGCAAGCGAAACUUGUUAGCACGCAAACUAUAAAAAGUAGAUCAGGAUAUGUUGCCGUUCAUCAUCAUCUAGAAGGAGGAAGAGGUAGAGCAUAUACUGCAGGUGGACCAUCGGGAGAAGUAUUGGGGUUGCACUUAGAAACGGGAGAAUUGACAGAUGUUCUGCAAGAGAUGAACUACAUCACCGGAGAAACCACACUGACAGAACAAGGACAGCGGCUUAGAGGCGAGACAAACGGGCAAAGCAGUGCAUUCCAAGAGACACCACAUCAAAACGGAAAAGAAAGCGAGAAUAUACUUGAUUUUGGAGGAUUACGUCAUGGUGCCCAUAGUGUUGAUCUUUCGCCUGAUGGAAGGAUGAUGUAUGUGGCAGAUAUUGGAAGAAAUUGUGUUUGGGUGCAUAAACUGGACGAGGAAGGAUUGAUCACAACAACACAAAAAGUCAUUUCGCCUAGACCGAAUGAUGGACCGAGACAUGUCUGGCCGCAUCCGGGCGGUAAAUGUGUUUAUGUGCUUCAAGAGCAUUCAAGCAUGGUAGACGUAUUCAAAGUAAAUUCUGCCAAAGGAACACUUGAAUGGGUCCAAGGUGUCAGAAUCAUCCCAGAAGAUCAAGAUGAGAAGCUAUUUUGGGCUGAUGAAGUGCGGACUGUUCCAAGUUCAGCUGGUGUACCUAGUGACGAACCUGACCUUCUGGUUGCAUCAACACGUGGACUCGAAAAGGACACAAAAGGGUAUGUUGCCUUGUUCAAAUUGACGAGCGAAGGGUUGAUCCAUGUGAAAGAGAAGGAAGACAAACAUGCUUGGUUGGAUAUGUGGCAAUCUCCAACCUCAGGCGGUUGGGCCAAUGCGGUUGAGCCUUGUUAUAAAUUAUUGCAUGGGCCUCAAGCAUCUUUCACAAAUCAAUCAAGACGCAACGAAGGUCAAUAUAUGGCAUUGACUGAUAGCGAAGAAGGAUUAGUGAUGAUACUAUCAAUCGAAACGGACACGACCAAACAAUCAAAGCACAUUGUUGAGGUUGCUCGAGUUUCUUUGGGCAAAUCGAACGAUGGUAAGAUUCGUGGUGCAGCUACUGCAGUUUGGCUCUAAUUCAUAUCCAUUGUAGAAUAUCAACAUGUAUAGAAGAAUCAGAUCUCUUCGUUUCAUCUUUUGCUUUUGGUCAAAGCCAUUCGGAUAUAAUAUCACACUACU
Molecule: messenger RNA, 1650 nt
Organism: Meira miltonrushii
Lineage: Eukaryota; Fungi; Basidiomycota; Exobasidiomycetes; Exobasidiales; Brachybasidiaceae
Product: putative isomerase YbhE
Exons: 1
Coding region: 202-1548 (448 amino acids)
Molecular function (GO): protein binding; 6-phosphogluconolactonase activity
Source: RefSeq, a predicted model, not a curated record